Molecule: messenger RNA, 5661 nt
Organism: Venustampulla echinocandica
Lineage: Eukaryota; Fungi; Ascomycota; Leotiomycetes; Helotiales; Pleuroascaceae
Product: p-loop containing nucleoside triphosphate hydrolase
Exons: 3
Coding region: 1-5661 (1886 amino acids)
Molecular function (GO): DNA binding; ATP-dependent chromatin remodeler activity; TBP-class protein binding
Source: RefSeq, a predicted model, not a curated record
AUGGCUUCCAGGCUACUAGAGACGGGCAGCACCCCGUUGAUCCGCAACACCGCCGCCCAGCAGCUCGCCGAUGUCCAGAAGGCCCACCCAGAAGAGCUAUUCAACCUCCUUACCCGGGUCGUCCCCUAUCUCCGCCAUAAGACAUGGGAGACUCGAACUGCAGCCGCAAAGGCUUUAGGGGGUAUUGUCGAUAAUGCAGAGAAAUAUGAUCCUAAUCCUGAUGAUGGCUCAACAAAGGACGAGUCCAAGAAAGAGGAACACGAGAAUGGCUUCCCCAUCAAAAAAGAGGAACCUGUUGAGGUCGCCCCUCUGGCUGAUGGCCAGCUCAGUCUAGACACCCUCGAUAUCGUGUCGGUUCUGAGGUAUGGAAAAGAACUACUGAGAGGGGGAGGGAAGGAAAUCGACUAUGCCCUUGCGCACCUAGACCCUGCCCAGCGCCUGGCCCACCAGAAGAAAACACUAUCCGGUCGUCUAGGUCUAUUGGGAGAGUAUAUCGACGAUGAUAUGGACAUUGAUUUUGCGAUAGCUAAACCAAAUGGCGCAUCCGCCUUACCAACCCCUGCGAAUGGACACCCGGCUGAUAACAAGAGCAUAUCAAUGCCAGCAGUGACGCCGGAUGAGGCUGGGCUGAGUGCCAGGCAGCUCAAUCAACUGAAACGAAAGCGAAAGCGCGAGGCACAAAAUGCUGGAAGCAAGAACCGGCUCGUAGACCUAUCCAUCCGACGUACGAGCACGAUGGGAUCAGCCGACGGAGGUGACGCAGUAAUGUCAGAUGCCAACGACGAUUCAAAUUCAAACGGCGUAUCGGAUUACUUCUCGUUGGAGAGGACUUCUGAAGUUGAUGAGGAUUCGAAGGUUGUUUCCGAAUUCAAAGGCCCUGCUUUACCCAUCAAGUCGGAGUUGGAGACCGAGGAAGAAACAGAAGGUGCCGAAUGGCCGUUCGAGCGGUUGUGCGAGUUUCUUAUGGUUGAUCUCUUCGACCCACAAUGGGAGACGCGACACGGGGCUGCUAUGGGCUUGCGAGAAAUCAUCCGGGCUCACGGAGCCGGAGCCGGCCGUAUGCGAUCAAAAACCCGGCAACAAAACGAUGUAUUAAAUCAGCGCUGGCUUGACGACCUCGCCUGUCGCCUGUGCUGUGUCUUCAUGCUUGAUCGAUUCGGUGACUAUGUCUCCGACACCGUUGUCGCUCCCAUCAGAGAGACCAUCGGUCAGACUUUGGGCGCCUUGCUCAUUCAUCUUCCUGCGAGCAGUGUCUAUGCUGUCCAUCGGAUAUUAUAUCGAAUGGUAAUGCAAGAAGAUCUGCAACUGGACAAACCUGGAUGGGCUGUAUGCCAUGGAGGAAUGAUAGGGCUGCGUUAUUUGGUUGCUGUACGGAAUGACCUUCUCCUCAGGGAUAACGAUCUCAUUGAUGGAGUCAUCCGAGCGGUCAUGAAAGGCCUGGGCGACUGGGAUGAUGAUGUACGUUCGGUUAGUGCGGCUACUCUCAUUCCUAUCGCCAAGGAGUUCGUCAACCUGCGACCAGAGGCGCUAGAUGGUCUUAUCAACAUUGUUUGGGAAUGUCUUUCCAACCUCGGAGAUGAUCUGAGUGCUAGUACCGGUCAGAUCAUGGACCUUCUAGCGAAGCUCUGCAGUUUCCCAGAGGUAUUGGAGGCUAUGAAAAAGAAUGCGGCGAGGGACUCGGAGCAUUCUUUUGCACUCCUGGUUCCACGACUAUAUCCAUUCUUACGACACACGAUCACAUCCGUUCGAUCAGCAGUCCUCAGAGCUCUGAUGACUUUCGUCCAUAUUGAAGGCGAAGGGACUCGAGACUGGCUUAAUGGCAAGAUCCUGCGACUCAUAUUUCAAAAUAUCCUUGUCGAACGAAAUCAAGACACCUUGAACCUCUCAUUGCAGCUUUGGAGGGACCUAGUUACCCAUCUCGCUAAAGAUUCCUCAAAUCUUGCAGAGCAGUUCUCAGCACAUGUUGAUCCGCUCAUGCAACUCACACUCCAUCCUAUCGGAGUUUCCCGCCAUCCUUUGCCUAUGAAUGCAACUCUCUUCCAGAAGCCAUCCGGCAGCACAUAUUCCAUGCCGAGUGGUGUGGUUCCCGUGUCCGCCCGGCCAAUUUCUCCGCCAGGCGUUACGGAACCUCCGCCAAAGAAACAGCGACGGAAAUUAACCAAGAUGGUUGAGCCCACCCCAACAACAUCGUCUCAUGAUGUCGACGGGCAUAUGAUGCAAGGAGAUGUUGAUUUGGUUGGCAUGGAUAUCUUGAUUAGAUCCCGCGUCACAGCUGCUCGUGCGAUGGGCCUCAUCAUGUCCCGAGUGCCAACCAGCGCGCUUCAAGCCUAUGAUGCUAGCAUUAUCCCUGCGCUGUCAUCUGCGUUCUCUUCCACACAGCUUGCUGCGUCGCUGAUCGUCGACGAAUACGCCGAUAACUGCAUCUCCAAAGAAGAGCCCAAGCGGUUCAUCGACCUGCUCGUUAAGAUUAUAGAGUCGGAACGACCAUUGCAUUAUAGAGAUCUGGUGAGCUACACACAGCUUGUUCGUACUCAAUGCUGCCAGCUUUUGAAUACCUUCCGAGAUGUUGGCAAAGUCUCUCAGCACCGGCUACCCACACUUGCCGUCGUUGUCCAGGGAGAACCGGAAGCAGGACCGGAUGCCUUUUCAAUACAAACCGCAGAUAGGUGUGUCAAUGAGGAUUUUGACCGGCUAAAGAAGGCACUUGCACCUGGUCAGCGAUUGAUUGCAACACAAGCACUGUCAGAAGCGCGCGAGACCGUAGUAGAAGUCGUUGAUAACGCGAAAGCCAUCAAAGAGCAGCGAGAUGUUCGAAUCAAGGCUGCUGCUGCCAGCGCGUUGGUCGCCAUGAAGUUCUCACCGAAGAAGCCGACACAUAUAAUCAAGGCAAUGAUGGAUAGUGCCAAGAAGGAAGAAAACUUCGAACUACAACAACGAUCUGCGGCAUCCCUGGCCCGACUUGUGGAACUCUUUGCAGAUGGUGGUCGGUCUGGACCAGCACAGAAGGUGGUGGGCAAUCUGGCCAAGUUUAGUUGCCAGGAAACGUCCGAGACCCCUGAAUUCGCACCAAAUGCGAGCUUCACAAAUGCCAUCCAGACUCUUCGGAAAGAGGAGGACCGUAGAGAUCACCCCGAUGCUGCUAAGUUUGCGCGGGAACAAAAGGCUGCCCGCAUCGUCCGGAGAGGUACCAAGGAGGCUCUUGAACAGCUGUGCAACAUAUUCGGUGCCAGCCUCCUCGAAAAGGUGCCAACCCUAAAAUCAAUAAUCGAGAAUCCACUACGGUAUACGUUUUCUGGAGACCUACCAGCGGAUGCGAGAGACCCAGAUAAGGAAGUCGGACAGCCAGCUAUUGAUGCCAUGUCCGUCCUCAGAGCCUUAACGCCGACUUUGAAUAAGGAUUUACAUUCUUGGGUCAUCUCACUGCUCCCUUUCGUUAUCAAAGCACUCCACUCAGACCUCUCGGUUUUCAGAUACAUGGCAGCAAAAUGUCUCGCCACAGUUUGUUCCGUCAUUACUGUCGAGGGCAUGACAAUGUUGGUUGAGAAGGUUCUACCAUCAAUCAGUAACCCGGUCGAUCUUAACUUCCGCCAAGGUGCUAUCGAGGCUGUAUACCAUCUUAUUUCCGUGAUGGGCGAUGGUAUCUUGCCAUAUGUUAUCUUCCUCAUCGUGCCCGUUCUUGGCCGUAUGAGCGACUCUGACAAUGAUGUUCGUCUAAUUGCUACUACAACUUUUGCAACGCUCGUCAAACUCGUGCCCCUCGAGGCAGGAAUUCCGGAUCCUCCUGGAUUAUCACAAGAGCUUCUGAAGGGUCGUGACCGCGAGCGAACCUUCAUCGCCCAACUGCUGGACCCCCAUAAGGUCGAACCUUUCACCAUACCUGUCGCAAUCAAGGCUGAGCUUCGGUCCUACCAACAGGAAGGUGUCAAUUGGCUCCAUUUCCUCAAUAAAUACCAUCUUCAUGGCAUUCUUUGUGAUGAUAUGGGUCUCGGGAAGACUUUGCAGACGCUCUGCAUUGUAGCCAGUGAUCAUCACAUGCGCGCAGAAGAGUUUGCAAAAACCGGAUCGUCUGAUUCUCGACGACUUCCAUCUCUCAUCAUCUGCCCGCCUACGUUAUCGGGUCAUUGGCAACAGGAAAUCAACACCUACGCACCUUUCCUCUCGUGUACAGCAUACGUUGGACCUCCCGCUGACCGAGCUCGAUUACGAGAUCGCCUUGGACAAACUGAUGUUGUCAUCACUUCCUACGACAUUUGCCGUAAUGAUACUGAUGUGCUGGCUCCUUUCAACUGGAACUAUCUCGUUCUUGACGAAGGCCAUUUGAUCAAGAACCCCCGAGCCAAGGUCACUCUCGCUGUGAAACGUCUUAUUAGUAACCACAGACUCAUUCUAUCUGGCACUCCAAUUCAGAAUAAUGUCUUGGAACUCUGGUCGCUGUUUGACUUCCUGAUGCCUGGUUUCCUCGGAGCAGAAAAGGUCUUCCUUGACAGAUUUGCCAAACCCAUCGCCGCAAGCCGCUUCAGCAAAUCGUCUUCUAAGGAACAAGAAGCAGGUGCGCUAGCCAUUGAGGCGCUCCAUAAGCAAGUCCUACCAUUCCUCCUUCGGCGACUGAAAGAAGAAGUUCUGGAUGAUCUACCACCCAAGAUUCUACAGAACUAUUAUUGCGACCUCAGCGACUUGCAGAAAAAGCUCUUUGAGGACUUCACGAAGAAAGAGGGUAAGACACUUGCUGAGAAAGCCUCUACCGGCGAUAAAGAGGCGAAACAACACAUCUUCCAAGCGUUGCAAUACAUGCGCAAGUUAUGUAACUCCCCAGCCCUGGUCAUGAAGGAAGGCCAUAAACAGUACGACGAGACGCAACGGCUAUUGGCAAAACAAGGCACGAGUCUUCGCGAUCCCGCCCAUGCUCCAAAGCUUACCGCUCUUCGCGAUUUGUUGGUGGAUUGUGGAAUUGGUGUCGAGCCUGCUGCUGAGGGCGAUCUUGCGACUUACGUAUCACCUCAUCGCGCCCUUGUAUUCUGCCAAAUGAAGGAGAUGCUUGAUAUGGUGCAAAACGAUGUGCUAAAAAAGAUGCUACCAUCUGUGCAGUAUCUGCGCAUGGAUGGAUCUGUGGAUGCCAGUAAACGACAGGACAUCGUCAACAAGUUCAACUCCGAUCCCUCAUACGAUGUCUUACUCCUAACGACAAGCGUUGGCGGUCUUGGAUUGAAUCUAACUGGUGCGGAUACUGUCAUUUUCGUGGAGCAUGAUUGGAAUCCCCAGAAAGAUCUACAAGCCAUGGACCGCGCGCAUCGUAUUGGCCAGAAGAAGGUCGUUAAUGUCUACCGAUUGAUCACCCGGGGCACCUUGGAAGAAAAGAUCAUGUCACUCCAACGCUUCAAAAUCGACGUUGCCUCCACGGUAGUAAAUCAACAAAACGCCGGUCUCGGAACCAUGGAAACAGAUCAAAUUCUAGACCUCUUCAAUCUGGGCGACACGGCCGAUGCGCCUGCUCUCUCUGGCGGGAAUGAGGUCGAGAGAGAGGAGGAUAUGGUGGAUGCCACGGGAGAAGUUAGGGAGAAGGGGAAGAAAGGCUGGCUGGAUGAUCUGGGCGAGCUUUGGGAUGAUAAGCAGUACGAAGAAGAGUUUAAUCUUGAUGGGUUCUUGAAAAGUAUGCAUCAGUAG